AAACAGAGGGAGGAAGAAGCCGCGGCUCUUCUUUAUUGAGGAGAAAAACUCAAAGGGAUUAAAAGGAAUCAUGCGGUAGGCAAAGAAGGCUUCCCAUUCUCAGCAGCACCUUUAGAACCUGACAUCCCACUGCCGAGCUGCUACCUUGCAAAGACUGCUACUGUCAAUGGAGCUGGAAAACAUUGUUGCCAACACUGUCUUGCUAAAAGCCAGGGAAGGGGGUGGAGGAAAGCGUAAAGGCAAAAGCAAAAAGUGGAAGGAAAUCUUGAAGUUCCCUCAUAUUAGCCAGUGUGAAGAUCUCCGGAAGAUGAUAGACAGAGAUUACUUCAGUUUGUGUGACAAGCAGCCCAUCGGAAGACUUCUUUUCCGGCAGUUCUGUGAAACUCAGCAUGAGCUGGAGUGUUGUAUUAGGUUCCUUGACUCUGUGGCAGAGUAUGAAAUUAUACCAGAUGAAAAACUGGGAGAGAAAGGGAAGGAAAUCGUGAUGAAAUACCUCACCCCAGAGUCCCCAGAAUAUGUCACUGAAGUCAACCAAGACCUGAUCCACCAAACAAAGGAAAAACUUGAACUGAGACCUUGCAAAGAACUCUUUUCUCACUGUGCAAAAUCUGUCCUUGACUACCUAAGUGGAGAGCCAUUCCAAGAAUACCUGGAGAGCAUGUAUUUUGACAGGUUUCUCCAAUGGAAGUGGUUGGAAAGACAACCAGUGACCAAAAACACUUUCAGGCAAUAUCGAGUGCUAGGCAAAGGAGGCUUCGGGGAGGUCUGUGCUUGUCAAGUGCGGGCUACAGGUAAAAUGUAUGCCUGUAAAAGGCUGGAGAAGAAGAGGAUAAAGAAGAGGAAAGGAGAGUCCAUGGCACUCAAUGAGAAGCAGAUUUUAGAAAAAGUCAAUAGUCAGUUUGUUGUCAACUUAGCCUAUGCCUAUGAAACAAAGGAUGCAUUGUGCUUAGUUCUGACCAUCAUGAAUGGGGGUGACCUGAAGUUCCACAUCUACAACAUGGGAAACCCAGGCUUUGAGGAGGAGAGAGCCUUGUUUUAUGCAGCAGAGAUCCUUUGUGGCUUGGAAGAUCUUCACAGAGAAAAUACCGUAUACAGGGAUCUGAAACCAGAAAAUAUCCUGUUGGACGAUUAUGGCCAUAUCAGAAUAUCUGAUUUGGGUUUAGCUGUGAAGAUUCCUGAAGGAGAUUUGAUCCAGGGCAGAGUGGGAACAGUAGGAUAUAUGGCUCCAGAAGUCUUGAACAACCAGAGGUAUGGUCUGAGCCCUGAUUACUGGGGCCUGGGCUGCCUCAUUUUUGAGAUGAUUGCGGGACAGUCACCCUUCCGAGGGAGGAAAGAGAAAGUGAAACGUGAAGAAGUAGACCGGAGAGUCCUAGAGACGGAAGAGGUGUACUCUCACAAAUUUUCUGAGGAAGCCAAGUCAAUCUGUAAAAUGCUACUAGCCAAAGAUGCAAAGCAGAGGCUGGGCUGCAGAGAGGAGGGUGCUAUGGAAGUGAAGGGACACCCAUUUUUCAGGAACAUGAAUUUCAAGCGAUUGGAAGCAGGGAUGUUGGACCCUCCCUUUGUACCGGAUCCCCGGGCCGUGUAUUGUAAAGAUGUGUUGGAUAUCGAGCAGUUCUCCACGGUGAAAGGUGUCAACUUGGACCACACAGAUGAUGAUUUCUAUUCCAAGUUUUCCACCGGAUCCGUAUCGAUUCCAUGGCAAAAUGAGAUGAUAGAAACUGAAUGUUUCAAGGAGUUGAAUGUGUUUGGACCAAACGGUACUCUUUCACCUGACCUGAAUCGGAGCUACCCUCCCGAACCGCCGAAGAAAGGCUUGCUACAUCGAAUUUUCAAGCGUCAGCAUCAGAACAAUUCUAAGAGUACUACUAAUUCCAAGGCGAAUUUUAACCAUCACAUCAACUCCAACCAUGUACGUUCAAAUUCUACUGGAAGCAGCUAGUUUCAGCUCAAAUCUGGGAGUUUUAAAUGGGGCUACGCCCUAGUCCUUCCACUUAAGAAACAGAGCUCCUGCCAACAAGUGCCGCCACCAUCACUGAGUUAAACCAAUGCUUCCGUCCCUCCAAAAGCCAGAGAGGGGCUCUGUCCAAACCCUGGAAAUGGAACCUCCAAUUUUCCUGAAGAAAUUCCCACUCAGGUCUGUUUUUCUGGAGGGGGCCCUUGGACAGCUGGUGUGAUGGCACUUGGUCUCUGUAGAACAUUGCAAUAGAAAUCCAACAGAUAAGACAACUUGCACGUAUUUAAAUAGCAUCAUACCUAGAACUGAAUUUUGUCCUUAUUAUUUUUAAAGAAAAGUUUUGUAAAUUUCUCUAUUGUCUCAGUUUACAUUUUGUACAUUUGUAUUUAAAUGAAAGUCAGACCUUGAGGGUGUAUAUUUUCUGUGCAGCCGUUGUAAAGCCAUGUGUUUUAAGACAUUGAGGGGAAAGGGAGGGAAGGGGGGGGUGGGAUUUUAAAAAUGUGACUCAAGACUUCCAGAGCCUCAAUUGAAAAAUUGUUGUUUUUAUUAACUACAGAGAAUUAUUCCAAUUUCACAUUAGCUAGUGGGUUAUAUUUCCAUACAUGCAUUUGAUGGCACAAUUUAUUCCUAACUAACUUACAUUUGUUUGUAUAUUUGAUUUAUAGCAACACUGCAUACAAUUUCUCUGUUAGUUUGUAACGUCUUGUAUUAAAUGCUAAAAAAAAAAAAAAAAGAAAAAAAAAAGAAAAAAGGGCACACUUGUGACUUAACCCCAUUUGAGAAUUUCCUCCAUCUAAGGGGGACCUGCUGGCACCACUGAGUUUAGUGCCAGGUAUUUUUUUUUCAUAGAUCCUCAAAAUAUUUGUGGUGUGAUUCAGGAUCCUCCUUCUAUUCUCCAUCCCAUUUAAACAUUAGGAAAGACUCCAGGGAGAGGAAGCAUGGUUAGGACCUAAGACUUUGGCCCAUUGGUCUCUGGGCAGAGAAUAUUGUUCUUCCUAUCUAAUGUGUCCUGACCUCUUGUUUGCAUGCAUUUCCCUCAAAUUUGGGUUGUGGAGUUUUUUUGUUUUUUUUUUUUUUAAAGGGAAAUAUAGGAAUGAUAACAAUGAAAGGAAAUCCCAAGUGUCUUAAAAUUUUACAGACAAAAGGAAGCCUAGAUGUAGAAGUCUGUAUCAGCUCUAAUGUUUAGUUGAGAAUAAUAAAGACAAGAAGAAAGAUUUCCUGAAACUAUUUGGUGCCUAUGCAUUUAACAGGGAUUCCUUCUGAGGUAUCCUACAGAGAAGGAACACAGUGGUACAAAACAGAAAAAAAUAAAAUAAAAUUAGGCCUCUUAUGCAAAUUCCUCCUAGUUCCCAUGUGAAUAGUGAGUGAAAAAGUCUCUAGUUUCAGAGCCCAGCAUAUGGGUAGUAGGUUGGGUAAGCAGCCAAAGAUCAGGCAGGGAUGGACUUCCCUCAGUUUUCUCUGGUCCAAAGUUGGCUACCCCAUGGAGAAGACCAGUGACCAAAAAUGGUGGCAGGGUACUUGAGAAGACAAGCAAAGACAAGGAUGUUUUCCACUCUUCAAAGAUCAGAACAGAGUUUUGAAAUAAAGAAGAUCCCUCUAACUCCAGCCAGGAUUCACAGAACCCAAAUGGGUGAAAGAUCUCUGGAAAUAAUCCCAGUGUCAAAGGAUCACAGGAUAAUAGAUAAAACUGGAAGCAACUUCAAAGGCCAUUUUGUUCCACCCUCUCAGUUUACAGAUGA
Sarcophilus harrisii (Tasmanian devil) is the source of this 3693-nucleotide messenger RNA. RefSeq names its product G protein-coupled receptor kinase 5 (gene GRK5). Gene Ontology annotation, molecular function: G protein-coupled receptor kinase activity; ATP binding. Gene Ontology annotation, biological process: regulation of signal transduction; signal transduction; protein phosphorylation. Bases 167 to 1939 code for a protein of 590 amino acids. The record is from RefSeq and is a predicted model, not a curated record. Gene Ontology annotation, cellular component: cytoplasm. NCBI's taxonomy places the organism in Eukaryota, Metazoa, Chordata, Mammalia, Dasyuromorphia, Dasyuridae. The transcript is spliced from 16 exons.